Messenger RNA from Acanthoscelides obtectus, 891 nucleotides. Lineage: Eukaryota; Metazoa; Arthropoda; Insecta; Coleoptera; Chrysomelidae. The record is from the annotation of a GenBank genome assembly.
UAUACAUCUAAUUUCAUGCACUUCCUUAGUCUAUGUAAUGUGCAUUUUUACGCUGAUGACACCCAAAUCUAUUGCAGCUUCCCCCCACAAUUGAUGGAUCGUUUCUCGUUGAUCAUUAAUAAUGAGCUAAACUCCUUUGUAGAAUGUGCCACACGCCACUGUCUUUUAAUAAAUCCAUCAAAGUCUCACGUAAUUGUUUUUGGACCUAGACAAAAUAAAAAUGUUAUAGAGACGCUUAUUAAAAUUGAGAUAAAUGGUGUAACUCUCAAAAUAAUGGACAAUGUAAAAAAAUUAGGUGUUGUGAUUGAUAGUAAUCUUCGAUUUGAGUAUCACAUCAACAAAAUUAUGCAGAGAGCAUAUUUGUCGUUGAAAUUUAUUUACGGUAGCCGGAAAUUUCUCUCGUUAAAACUUAAGAUCAUGCUAUGUGAUACUUUAGUAUUAUCUUUAUUCAACUACGCUGAUGUGCUUUACGGCCCACACUUAACUAACCUGUAUCGACGUAAAGUUCAACUGGUUCAAAACUCAUGCUUGCGCCUUGCAUUUGGUAUACAGAGGAGACAUAGAAUAUCUCACAAAUUGAAAGAUGCAGGUUGGUUAAAUAUGGAAAAUCGUAGGCUCCUCCACUCUGCUGUUUUUUAUCAUAAAUUAAUUUUAGUCAGAACACCACAAUAUCUUUAUCAAAAAAUAACCUACCGGACUGACGUUCAUAACAUUAACGUAAGAAGUAAGGGUCUUAUUUCGCCACCCAAUAUAUAAAGUCUACAACUCAGUCCGGAAGGAACUAAAAUUUUCUAGAAAGAUAACUUCAAAGCCAUGUUUAAAAAGGAACUGCUGAAAAAACAGUAGCACCGCAUGAAUGAAUGAAUGAUUUUUUUUUUUUGUUAGCGUGUA